AUCAUAUAACCAUAGCAGUGUUUUUGCUGGUCACUCAGCAAGUAUCAGUGUUUCUCUAGAGUGCUCCGGGACCAUGGCCGCAGAAACACAAGUGGCAAAGCUAGGGACCUCUCUUCCUGUGCCAUGGGUUCAGGAUCUUGCCAAGGACAAGCUCGGAGUGGUCCCGGAAAAGUACGUCCGGACAGAGCAGGACCCUCUGAUCAUACCGGACUCGGCUUCACUGCCCCAAGUUCCGGUGAUCGACCUUCAGAAGCUGACGUCAGGGGAUAGCGUCGACUCAGAGCUGCAGAGGUUGCAUCAUGCUUGCAAGGAAUGGGGCUUCUUUCAGCUGAUUAAUCACGGGAUGAGCGAUUCACUGCUGGAGGACGUGAAGUCAGGGAUCCUGGAGUUCUUCAACCUCCCAAUGGACGAGAAGAAGAAGUUUUGGCAGGUUCCAGGAGAAUUGGAAGGUUUUGGACAGGCGUUCGUGGUGUCUGAGCAGCAGAAGCUCGAGUGGGCAGAUGCCUUCUAUAUGAUGACUCUCCCGACCUACAUGCGGAAGCCCUACUUGUUCCCUAAGCUUCCUCAACCUUUCAGAGAUAUCUUGGAAACCUACUCAGCAGAGACGAAGAACCUUGCAGUGAAGAUCCUUCACCAGAUGGCAAAAGCUCUAGGAAUGGAGGCGAAGCAAAUAAAUGAGCUGUUUGAUGAAGGGUGCCAGGGAAUUAGAAUGAACUACUAUCCUCCAUGUCCACGGCCUGACCUCGUGAUGGGGCUCAACCCGCAUUCUGAUGCAGAUGCCCUUACCCUGCUCCUCCAGGUCAAUGACAUUGAAGGACUCCAGAUCAGGAAAGACGGGAUGUGGGUUCCCGUCGAACCCUUGCCUAAUGCUUUUGUCGUCAAUAUCGGAGAUCUGAUGGAGAUGGUCAGCAAUGGAAUUUACCGUAGCAUAGAGCACCGAGGGACUGUCAAUGCCUUGAAAGAGAGGAUUUCCGUAGCGACCUUCUAUAGCCCGAACAUGGAUGCUGAAAUAGGCCCUGCCCCAAGCCUUGUAACUCCAGAUUCCCCAGCCCUGUUUAGAAGAAUCAGUGUGGCAGAGCAUUUGAAGGGAUAUUUCUCAGGCGAACUGCGCGGAAAAGCAUAUCUUGAUACCAUGAGGAUUUAAAGAUGAAGAAGCCUGCAGGGCGUGGAAGCAGAAUAGUAGUUCAAAAAGUUUCUCCAUAGAAAAAAUAAAUAUAAAAACAAUGAGACUGCACGAUGCUUGGAUAUCUGCACAAUGCGCUGGUCCCUGUAAUGAAUCAUAAAGUUUUCUGCUUCACAAUUCAUCGUUUGUCAACACAAGAUAGCGUUGGUCAGCAAAGAUCCUAAUCAGGGGAUCUAAAUAUAGCGAAGUUAGCAACAUCUGUCUGAUAAGCCUUCGGUGAAAAACUUACCUCGGCCCGACCAUUAGCAGGCGUUUACGGGAGAUUUGUGAGGAGCUAGAGUCCGCACAUUUAUUCGAACUAGUAGCUAGCUAGGCUUAUUACCAGUCCAGUAGAACAAUCAAGAGAACAUCUUGUUAAUCUUGUCUA
Molecule: messenger RNA, 1550 nt
Organism: Punica granatum (pomegranate)
Lineage: Eukaryota; Viridiplantae; Streptophyta; Magnoliopsida; Myrtales; Lythraceae
Source: RefSeq, a predicted model, not a curated record